GGGGCCAAAAAGUAAAAUAACGGAACGACCGAAAAUUCUAUUCCAAUUUCGAGGCAGAGGCAGAGGAAGAGAGUUGGAUGGCAAUUGCGAGAAGAGAACACAGAGAUUUUCUAGUUUCCGUCCCUGAGAAGGUGGAAGAGGACACCGCACUGCCACCUCUUACUUCAUCCCCUGCUCCACUUCACCAUUCUGGAAUCUUGAAUGCGACUCUUAUGGACUGGUGAUGUUCUAUCUUCUUUUGGUUGAUUUGGUCUAAUAACUCGUCGAUUUCACCAAUUAGCUUGCUCCUCUUCUACAAUAUGAACAUGGGUUUUGCUUCUGUUGGUACUGGUAUCGGUAAUGGAGGAUCUUCAUCAUCCUUUUCCAAUUUAUCACCUUUGGCGCCCCCUUUUACUCUUGAACGUUUGGUUACCAGACCUAUUUCAACCCCACUUGUUGAUAUGACAGAACCAUCGUUUGGGGUUGGGGUUCCCCUGAAUUGGCACCCUUCCAGCUCCCAAACCUCAGGACUUGAUUUCUUUCUCAACCCCAGCUCCGAAUUUGAUUGGUUACCCUUAUCUAGUGGGUCUAAAUACCCAAGGUCGCAGGCUAUGGAGCCUGCUGAUAACCGUGGACCUCUUUUCGGUUGUUUUACGAUGUCCUCAACUGACGCCUCCUUGUAUGGUGAGACCUCUGGCGGUCUAAUAACCAGUAUUGGCAAAGCAAAACCCUACUAUCCUUCCUAUGCCUCGACUUCAUGUAACAAAGGUUGCCCUACGGUGAUCGUUGAUCAUCCAAGUUAUGAUCGGCUAUCUAACUCCCAUGUUGCUACAUUCGACGAGCCCCCAUCCACCACUUGUGGAUCUAGAGGCUCUGAGAGAUCAGUUGAAGAGGCUUUAAAUUCUAUUGAUAUGCUUGAUCGGAAUAAAUUCAACGAGCUUGUAAGAGAAUGUCCAAAUGCAGAAUUAUUAUUGGAGCGUAACCUUAACAUUGAGCCGGUUAAGAAUUCAAGAACAUCUAACAUAGAUGCUCAUUCUGCAUUUCCAGGAUGUCACCCUAAAACUAGGACACUACCUUUGAAUCUCGCUACAAGUUCUCAGAACAACUGUCAAUUCCUAAAAAAUGCUCCAUAUCAAGAAAUAUUGACAGAGCAAGAUGAUAGACUAAGUGUGACUACAACAAUUGUCAAUUCUCCUGCUACUUUUUCCAUCAGACCACCUGUUGUCAGCACUGAUUCUUUUGUUUGGAACAUCGGUCCAUGUAAUAUUUCAGAUUAUGGAUAUGAUUCCUCUGAAGAAAAACUUGGUGGCAAUGACCUUUCGACUGGAAAGGAGUUCCUUCCGGUUAAUUCUGAAAGCAAAGCAUUCUUUAGUACAGAGAACCAUGGCACAUGUAUAGAUAAAAAUGAUCCUGUAGUUACCGAGUCCUCAUUAACAAAAAUUCACAACUUACCAAAUAAUAUACAUGCUGCUAAGGAUUCACCAGAUCGUAUAUUGAAGACUGGAAUGGGGCUUCAUAUUCCUGAUGCCAGUCCCCAUUUUAGUUUGGACCUUAAAACUAUUGAAACUGCUAAGGCAAUUGAAAGCUCCUCCGAAAGUUUUGAUCAGUACAACCUUUCAGCAGUAGACUCACCUUGCUGGAAAGGUGCUCCAGUUAGUCGUAUUUCUCCUUUUCAAGCUUUUGAGAUUGUUAACCCAAGUCGUGUGAAGAAAGUAGAAGUUUGCAAUAGCGUGAAUCUCCCAUUGCCUCAAGUACCCACUUCUACUGCUGAGGAUACCGUGAAAGUCUUCGUUCAUGAACCAAAUGAAAGCACCAUAGGUAGCCGUCUGGAGAAAGGUGCAACAUCUUCUCCAAAGAUGCCUUCAGUUGCUUGUUCCUUGCUUGCAGAACAUAAAACUAUUGAUUCUGGGAAAGUAGGAGAUUUUUAUUCAAAAAUGAGCUGCUUCCAUCCAGCCAUCAAUAGCAUCCAGAAACCAGUGGUAGAUGGUGGUGAGUGCGAUUCUUCCUGUUGCACGCCAGAAAAUAAUUUUAAGUAUAAUUUCAUGUCCGGAAUAAGGAUUGCACCUACAAGUUGCAUGGAAAAGCAUGCAGAUGCAAAAUUAAAUAGUGGCAACUCCUCUGAAGAUGGUUUGAAUCAUACGUCACGUGAUGCUGCAGAACAUGUCCAGAAUUUGCCUUCUGAGCUAGCAAAAGAAUAUCAUGAAGAAUCGGUCUCGAAAAUAGAUGUUCAGAUUCUGGUUGAUAAAUUGCAUAGUCUAUCAGAGUUGCUCCUUUCAUAUUGUUCAAAUGGGUUGGAUGCAUUGCACCAAAAAAAUGUCGAGUCCCUUGAGACUGUGAUGAGUAACCUUGAUACGUGUAUAAAUAGCGUUCGACCACAAGGUUCUCUCUCACCUGAGGAAAUGGCUUCACAAAACCUUGGACAGUUUCAUCAGCUUCAUUCAGAGGUGGGAGUGCUCAAAUCCUAUAUGAAAAGGACUGAAGGUGCAAAUUUAGAGUGUUCAUUAAAAAAUCGGAAUGGCAUCGAGAAAAAGAAUCAAUACAUAUUGUCCGUCAAAAAAGACAAAGAAGAUGCUGACUCUCCUUAUCUGAGGAAUGGCCUUGACCCGAUGAAAGAAGAUAGCAUAACCCAGGCUCUCAAGAAGGUUCUGUGUGAAAACUUUCGUGAUGAAGAAGGAGAAAAUCCUCAAACUCUCGUGUACAAGAACCUAUGGCUUGAGGCAGAAGCUGCAUUAUGUGCCUCCAAUUUAAGAGCUCGUUUUAAUAGUGCAAAGUUGGAAAUGGAGAAACAUGAACCACCAAAAGUGAUAAAAAAUGCCCAAAAUCAGGAUGAGCUACCUGUUCCUGAUACAUCCAAGACUAAAGUUGGUUCAGAGCCACAUGCUUCCAUCAAGACUUCUCCUGUUGCAAGUGUAUUUAGUCAGGCAGCAGGGGAUGUGAUGACUAGAUUCCAUAUUCUCAAAUGCCGAGAUGAUGAAGCAAAACUUAGGGAUGCUGAAAAUUCAGGAACACUAUCUGAUUUUAAGGUUUCUGUUGAACAAGACAUGGUUGAAAAAGACAAAAAACGACCUGCAGUCCCAUAUAUCAAAGACAUGGAUUUUCCCUUCCCCACCUCAAAGAAUGAGUCUGGGCCUGCUCUUCCACCCGCUUCCCCCACCUUGAGUUGGAGCAACCAUGUAGAUGAUGAUGUCAUGUCCAGAUUUCAAGUUCUGAAAUCUCGAGAUGAGUGCAUAAGUUGUGUAUCCGGAAAGGUAAGCUCCAAUUCCAAUAACAUCGAUGAGGUAGUAGCAGCUAAAAGGGAUACGGAUGCUAUAGGUGUCUCAAUGAAACAUCAUCCUGUUGCAGAUAACGAUGGAAAAGAUGUUGAUAAUUUAGAUGCUUCAGUAAUGGCCAGAUUGGAUGUCCUUAGGAGUCGUGGAAACAACAUAAGCUCGACCGCUGCUGGAGAACAAUUAGAGGAGGUCGAGGUAGCGUACCAGUAUGAUGGUGCGAGCAAGAGAGAUUAUUGGUCCAGAAUGAGAGGAGGAGGUUUGAGCGUUGAAAUGGAACCUCCUCCCGGUGUCAGUGCAAAAGACAACUUAACUAGGAACGGGAAGGAAAGUAGAAGGCAUGUUGAGGGCAAGCAUCUUGGUGGUGGUUCUGAUGGGUCCUCAUCGGACUGGGAACAUGUUCUUUGGGGGUGACUGAGUGUUGUAUGGUAUUGGCUGCUUGUAAUGAACCUUUUGUAAAUGCCUCCAUUAUACUUUUUGAUUUCUGUUGAAUGUUUGAAUGAACUGUCUGUUUGACUCAGAUUCUCUGCAGCUCCGGAGCAGUACUAUAAGAAUCGGUACAGUACUAUAACAAUCAUCCCUUGUGUACAUGAUUGUACAUGCUUCUAUAGGAACGAAAUAUUUUGAUUAGUACAUUUGCUCAUGUAAUCUUACUAUUGAAGGAGCCAUUUUUAUUGUUCUGUCUA
Messenger RNA from Momordica charantia (bitter melon), 3931 nucleotides. RefSeq lists its product as uncharacterized. Lineage: Eukaryota; Viridiplantae; Streptophyta; Magnoliopsida; Cucurbitales; Cucurbitaceae. The record is from RefSeq and is a predicted model, not a curated record.